Messenger RNA from Erigeron canadensis, 1524 nucleotides. RefSeq names its product serine/threonine-protein phosphatase 2A activator. The transcript is spliced from 2 exons. Gene Ontology annotation, cellular component: nucleus; cytoplasm; protein phosphatase type 2A complex. The record is from RefSeq and is a predicted model, not a curated record. Gene Ontology annotation, molecular function: protein tyrosine phosphatase activator activity; peptidyl-prolyl cis-trans isomerase activity. The coding region runs from base 199 to 1335 and encodes 378 amino acids. Gene Ontology annotation, biological process: mitotic spindle organization. NCBI's taxonomy places the organism in Eukaryota, Viridiplantae, Streptophyta, Magnoliopsida, Asterales, Asteraceae.
AAGCCCACAAAGCGGCAUCAGCCCAAAAGAUUAAAACUCACACGUCUCGUUCUUUCCCGGUUCCUAAUUUAGCUCCACUGCAAAAAUCCAUCGCACCUGGCGCGCACACACAACCCCGGUCUAGUUUCUGAUUCCGAACCAUUUUCACAAAUCAAUCAAAUCAACAUUCUACAACAGAACAGGUUUACGAAAUAACUCAUGGAACCUAGUCACACUCCCCAUGGAUCACACCACCAACACGACCACACUUGCGUGAGCUGCGGCGGGCCAACCGCCUUCCCACCACCACCAUCAUGGUCCGAGUCCUCCCCUCCGCCAGUGUACCGUCCCAUCCGUGCUCCUGCAGUCAACCUUCCUCCCAACAAUAACAUCCAACAAACCAUCAUCCUCACACCAGUUCCACAAGCCCAAAAAGUCCAAGUCGUAUCUCCACCUUACAACUUCCAAACCCCGACCAAAAUGAUCCAUUCUGAAGAUGACAUUCGCCGUUUCCGUGACUCUACCACUUCCAAAAACUUCAUUGGGUUUGUUGUUGCUCUCUCAGAAUCCGCCCGUGGUCAAAAGAUCUCUGACCCUUGUCACAUGUCACCUGUAAUCACUUCAAUCGUUUCCACCCUCCAGAUGCUAACUCAUUUUGUUGAUGAAAUCCCACCUUUUGAACAAUCUGCUCGGUAUGGGAACCUUGCUUAUCGAGACUGGCAUAGUCGUAUGACUGAAAAUGCGGAUUCCUUUAUGCUGCAAUUUCUUCCCGCUGAUCUACAUUCUGCGACAGUUGAGUUAACGCCUUAUUUCACUGACAGUUUUGGUAAUAUGAGCCGCAUAGACUAUGGAACUGGACAUGAGACCAACUUUGCUGCUUGGUUGUAUUGUCUAGCAAGAUUGGGGAUCAUUAACGAAAGUGACUAUCCAGCCAUUGUUUUAAGGGUUUUCGUGAAGUACCUUGAACUCAUGCGGAGAUUGCAGCUGGUUUAUUCCUUGGAGCCGGCAGGUUCACAUGGGGUUUGGGGGCUUGAUGACUACCAUUUUCUGCCUUUCAUUUUCGGGUCUUCACAGUUGAUAGAUCACAAGUAUAUGAAGCCUAAGUCGAUUCAUAAUGAUGACAUACUCGAGAAUUUUUCACACGAGUAUAUGUAUCUGCAGUGUAUUGCAUUUGUGAAGAAGGUUAAGACAGGUGGUUUAUUUGCAGAGCACUCCCCCUUGUUGGAUGAUAUUAGUGGCGUCCCUAACUGGAACAAGGUCAAUAGUGGACUGCUCAAGAUGUAUAAACUGGAGGUUAUGGAGAAAGUUCCGAUUAUGCAGCAUUUCCUCUUUGGUUGGCUCAUUAAGUGGGAGUAACAGGUUGAAGUUUUAGCUUUAGUUACUUAAAAGAUGAUUUUUAUUAUGUACUGCUGCCACAUUGCAUAACCUGCUGUUGUAUUUGAAUGAUGCUGAUAUUACUUACUGCAUCUUCUAUCUAUUUAGUAGCAUGUUCCUAUUGAAAAAGAGUUGUGAAGUUUUGAAAUGCAGGAAGUACAGUUUUGAUUA